Messenger RNA from Hippocampus zosterae (dwarf seahorse), 2279 nucleotides. It is a transcript of the gene scfd1, whose product is annotated as sec1 family domain containing 1. The record is from RefSeq and is a predicted model, not a curated record. The coding region runs from base 37 to 2025 and encodes 662 amino acids. Gene Ontology annotation, cellular component: Golgi membrane; cytosol. Lineage: Eukaryota; Metazoa; Chordata; Actinopteri; Syngnathiformes; Syngnathidae. The transcript is spliced from 25 exons. Gene Ontology annotation, molecular function: syntaxin binding. Gene Ontology annotation, biological process: intracellular protein transport; endoplasmic reticulum to Golgi vesicle-mediated transport.
UCACCGGAGUGAUACCUCCCUUUCGCGUCUCUCGCGAUGGUUUCGACAAACGGCGUCAGAGCGGCGACUCUGUCUUCAUUUCGCGUCUUUGUGUUGACACGUCAUCGAAAGUCCACAACAUCCAAGAUGGCGGCGUCGGUUCGUGACAAGCAGACGGUGGCUCUGAGGCGCAUGUUGAACUUCAACACUCCUCCCGUGAAGAACGCCGCAUCCGAGCCAGUAUGGAAGGUGUUGAUCUACGACCGCUUCGGUCAGGACAUCAUCUCGCCUCUGCUGUCCGUCAAAGAGCUGCGAGACAUGGGCAUCACGCUGCACCUGUUGCUCCACUCUGAUCGCGAUCCCAUUCCCGACGUGCCGGCCAUCUACUUUGUCAUGCCCUCGGAGGAGAACAUCGACCGCAUGUGUCAGGACCUGAGGAACCAACUGUACGAAUCUUACUACCUCAACUUCAUCUCGGCCAUCAGUCGAAGCAAACUGGAGGACAUCGCCGGCGCCGCCUUGGCCGCCAACGCCGUCAGCCACAUCGCCAAGGUGUACGAUCAAUACCUGAACUUCAUCACGCUGGAGGACGACCUGUUUGUUCUGUGCCAUCAAAACAAGGAGCUCAUCUCCUACCACGCCAUCAACAGGGGAGACAUGCAGGACACCGACAUGGAGGCCAUCAUGGACACCAUCGUGGACAGUCUCUUCUGCUUCUUCGUCACGCUGGGUGCCGUGCCCAUCAUCCGUUGUCCCCGCGGCAACGCGGCCGAGAUGGUCGCCGCGAAGCUGGACAAGAAGCUGCGGGAAAACCUGCGCGACGCCAGGAACAGCCUGUUCACGGGAGACAACAUGGCCUCCGGCCAGUUCAGCUUCCAGAGGCCCCUGUUCGUGCUGGCCGACCGCAACAUGGACAUGGCCACGCCCCUUCACCACACGUGGACCUACCAGGCGCUCAUCCACGACGUCAUGGACUUGCACCUCAACAGGGUGAUGCUGGAGGAGGGCGCGGGGGCGGAGGCCUCCCCCGCCGGCGCCAGGCCCAAGAAGAAGAGCCGACGCACCUACGACCUGACGGCCGCCGACAAGUUCUGGCAGAGACACAAGGGCAGUCCCUUCCCGGAGGUGGCCGAGUCGGUCCAGGAGGAGCUGGACGCGUACCGGGCGCAGGAGGACGAGGUCAAACGUCUGAAGAGCAUCAUGGGCCUGGAGGGCGAGGACGAGGGCGCCAUCAGCAUGCUGUCCGACAACACCGCCAAGCUCACCUCCGCCGUCAGUUCCCUGCCCGAGCUGCUGGAGAAGAAACGCCUGAUCGACCUGCACACCAACGUGGCCACGGCGGUGCUGGACCACAUCAAGAGCCGAAAACUGGACGUCUAUUUUGAGUAUGAAGAGAAACUGAUGAGCAAGUCGACCUUGGACAAAUCUCUACUGGACAUCAUCAGCGACCCGGACGCGGGGACUCCAGAAGACAAGAUGCGCCUCUUCCUCAUCUUCUACAUCACAGCUCCGCAGCCUCCUUCAGAGUCGGACUUGGAGCAGUAUCAGACGGCCCUGCUGGACGCCGGCUGCGACCUGUCGCCCCUGGCCUACAUCAAACAGUGGAAGGCCUUCACCAAGAUGGCCGCCACCCCCGCCAACUACGGCAACAGCGGAGUGAAGCCCAUGGGUCUGUUUUCCCGAGUGAUGAAUAGCGGCUCUCAGCUGGUGAUGGAGGGAGUGAAGAACUUGGUGCUCAAGCAGCACAACCUUCCAGUCACCCGAGUGCUCGACAAUCUGAUGGAGAUGAAGUCGCACGCUGAAACGGACGACUAUCGCUACUUUGACCCCAAGAUGCUGCGCGGCAGCGACAGCUCCAUUCCCAGGAACAAGAACCCUUUUCAGGAGGCCAUCGUCUUUGUGGUGGGCGGAGGAAACUACAUCGAGUACCAGAACUUGGUGGACUACACAAAAUCGAGAGCAGGCAAGAAGGUGAUUUACGGCUGCAGCGAACUGUUCAACGCGUCGCAAUUCAUCAAACAGCUCUCCCAGUUGGGGCAAAAGUGAGACCGGCGACAUGGAAGAAGAACAUUUUCUACGUGUGAGGAUGAACGCUGCAGAGAAAUGACGGAUGGAUGCUUUCUGUCAGCGUAAAAACAAACGAACUUGACCAAACUUUUUUUGGGGGGGGGGCAGGGGGGACUCUGUAUGCUUUGAAAUGAUAUGAUGUAAGUGAGGAACCCCCAUCUGUCAAUCAAGAAGCACCCUUCCCCCUUUCUGCGAUUGACCAACAUGUCAAAAUAAAAGAACCUUGAGCCACA